AUGACACCCUCUAUCACAGUCCACUUCCUCACUCUGCCGGGCACGCGCGUCGACCGCAUCUUCUGGGUCCUCGAGGAGCUUGGGAUCGAGUACGGCACGCGCUGCCACGUGCCGGGCAAGGGCGGCAUCCCGCAGUCGCUCAAGGACGUGACCAAGUUGGGCAAGUCGCCCGUGAUCGAGAUCGACGGGCGCAUCGCGUCCGAGACCGGCUCGAUCAUCCACAACCUGCUGGCGGCACACCCGGCGCCGGGGAUCGAGAGCUCGCCCUCCAACGACAGCUACUUCUGGAGCCACUUCAGCGAGGGCACAAUGAUGCUGCACCUGCAGCCGUCGCGCGUGCUGGGCAUGAUGGACGGGGCGAUGGACCGGCGCCUGUCAAAGGAGGGCGCCGCGGGCGCCCACGCGCUCUACAAGCUCUUCAACGACAACUGGGUCACGCGCAACGUGCAGGCGCAGCUGGAUUUCGUGGAGGACUUCUUGAGCCGCAACGAGAACUUCUCGGGCAGCGACAAGCUCGGCGAGGGCGAUUUCAUGAUGGCUUAUCCGCUCAACACGCUCGCGUAUGGGAUGCGCGCGGGCGACUUCAAGAUCGGGCCUGCGAGCAAGAAGUGGCUCGAUCGCAUGCGUGCCCGGCCUGCGUGGUCGCGUGGCCUGAAACGUAUGGCUGAGGCGCAGAAGGCGCAGGCGAAGCUCUAGGGCUGGAGACUAUGCAUUCACACGCAGUACAACAAGGCGGAAAUUGAAUCGG
This is a messenger RNA of Cutaneotrichosporon oleaginosum, 748 nucleotides long. RefSeq lists its product as uncharacterized. Lineage: Eukaryota; Fungi; Basidiomycota; Tremellomycetes; Trichosporonales; Trichosporonaceae. The record is from RefSeq and is a predicted model, not a curated record.